GAAUAUUCUGUUACAUACUAAUAGAAAGUAACAUGUUACCAUAUGCAAUGCUAAAGCACUUGACCCAUGCUUGUCCUAAUAUAAUUUCGUCGAUUUUCUUUACCUUUUGUUUCGUCGAUUUUCUUUAGCUUUCGUUUCGUCGAGUUAAUCGAUUUGCUUAUCUAUAACUAUACCUCUACGAAACCCGUGUAACGCAAUGUUUUCGGAACUUAAUUCACAAACAACUCGUCAGUGCUUAAUUUCGACAUCGAAGAAAGUCCUUCAAAAGGGAGGUGCUCGAUCCAUCGUUGGAUUCUGUUUUGUUCUUCGUGUACAAGCGUCGAAGGCAAAGCGGGGGCAAUGUCAAGGUGCUAUAAGGCUUGGCGCAUCCCUGACCGUCGGUCAUUCCACGCGGAGAAAUUCGAUCGACACGGAGAAGGUUCGGGGAACGUCGACAUACAGGAGCCAACGAUCUGAAACCGAAGACAACGAUGAAGAGCAUCUUGUUGGUGUGCGCGUGUUCGUUGCUGAUCGGCGUACAGGCCAUCGGUAGAUACAGAGGAUUAGAAUUUUUAGAACCUUGCUCCAGCAGGGACUACAAUAUCGAGAGUUGCCUCGCUAGGUCAGCCAAUGCUCUCACCGAACACUUCCGGCAUGGUUUACCGCAAUUGGGCUAUCCAGAGGUGGAACCCAUUAUCCUUGACGAACUCCAUAUCGCACUUGGUGGGGGACCGGAUGGCUACAGGGCUCAGUUUAAGAACAUUACAGCAAGAGGAGUUUCUACGUUACGAGUGACUGGUUUGAGGGCCAGAUUAUCGGAAGACGAGGUGCAGCUGCAAUUAGCCCUCAGCAUUCCGAAAAUCAGAGCUGCUGCCAAGUACAGGUCUAGCGGUACCUUGCUGUUGGUGAAAGCCAGCGGUGCUGGUGACUAUUGGGGUGAAUAUGAAGGUGUAAAGGCAAAAGUAUUCAUCCGGGCGAAACCAUUCGCUGCUCAAGGUCGCAAUUAUUUAAGGUUGCAGCAACUUAAAAUGGACUUUAGCGUGCAGAAUAUUAAGAUGGGCGUCGAAAAUGUUCGUGACAGCAACGCCAUUAUUCUGGCAGCAUUGAAUCUCUUCAUUAAUACCAACAGCCAAGAAUUGUUAAAAGAGAUGAAACCUGAUCUAAGGAGGAAAUUAGUUCAGGUAAUGACAAGCUUCGUUGAGAGGAUCUUUGCUCAGGUACCGUACGAUGCGUGGAUCAUCGAUUGAAUCGAUUAAAAUUGCAUCAUAUCUGUCGAUAGUCACUUAAGGAAAAAGGAUCACCAAAUAUCUUGCGACGCAUCGAUUAAAAAAUAAGAAGUUUAUGCAUACGAAAGAUACAACGACGAAAAUGUUAUCUUUAUGUUCUUUUCUUUUUUAGAAGAUUUUUUUGUCCACUAGGAAACGGAUGAAAUGGGCAGCAAAAUUGAGUUUUAUAAAUAUUUAUUAAUUUGUAUAUAAUUUGUAUUUAAAUUUGUAUUUUGUUAAAAUCGACGACUGAGAAUCACAAUGUUGAAAGCCAGUCUAUUGCUAAUAAUUUUGCUAAUUUUCAUAAGAUAGUGUCCUGCAUUUAUUAUUAUAAAGCAGCUGUAUUGUGGUGUAAAACGUACCGUGGCUGAGAUUAAAGUUAUACAGUUAACUUUUACAGUUUUUUAUUAAACAUAAGAUUAAAUUAGUCGAGCUGCGAUAAUUUCGAAUCUUGAAGUAAUUCGAACUUAAGACAUUUCAACCUGAUAAGCUUACUUUCGCAUUAUUUAUGUCACUUAUACGAAUGUAAAAUGUUGUAGACAUUAUGUAAGUGUAUGUAUGAUAGUUCUAAGGAAUGGAUGAUUUGCAAUAACAAUUUAAAUGCCAUCGAAUUGGACUAAUCACGUUAUGUUACGUAUUCGCGUGUUCAUCGAUUGCAUUGUUACGAUUAUUUAUGACUAACUGAAGAAUGAGAAUGACGGAAGCUGAAUUAUCGUUUAAUAUUCUUAUCGUGCCAGUAAAUUGGUAUUCGUAACGAUCGCAGCUUUCUCCGUUUUCAUUUUUUAGUUUAUAACGUGUGCUUCACACAAUAUAUUUUUGUAUACCUUGCUUCGUGUUAUACAUGUUUCGUGUUAUCAUUCGUUUUAUAUUCUCCCAUGUGUUUUAACUAUUUCGUUUCUACCGAAUUCUAUAAUGAGCUUUCAAAUCUAUUUUAAACUGAAAAACAGAUCGAACGACGUUAUUAAUACGAAGCUAAAAACAGUUUAUUUUCUGGUAUUUAAGAAUUAUGAUGCAAUGGUCGUUACAUAUGUAUGUAUGAUUGCAAAUAACACGUGUAAAAUGAAUCGAAAUUGCAAUCGCUAAUUACAUAUUAAAAUAGGAAUUUCCACGAAGGAAAAUCCUAUGAUUUAUGAAUUAUUCACUAUACGUGUACACGUUUCGUAUUUAGAACGUAUACAAUCUUAAAAUCCUCUCAGUACGUCGACGAAUAGAAUAUUAGAGAGAAGAAGGCAGUUUGAAGAAAUAAUCGUUUAUAACAUUACGGCAAACUUACACAUUUAAUACGAGAAAGCACCGUUCACUUUUGUCACAUACGUUUGUUAACGAAAUAAGCGAAAAGUCAUCAUUUUUCAAACUCAAACAGAUGAAUCCACAGCGUCUGCGAAAGGUAUUUGCGUGUCGUUGUGUUUAUUAUGAUAUUUACGUACUAAUUAAUUAUGUCCAGGUAUAUGGAAUUUCGUAUUAUUUGGUAAAACUUUCAUACGAGUGCAAAAAUGUAAUAUUACGAAAACGAAAUGUAAAACCCGAUGAAAAGUGCAUCAUUGAGAAGUAAAGGUGCGCGUAAUUAUUUUUCGUAGCUACUAUACAUACAAAAUUUAAUAGCCUUAAAUAUAGAAUCGGAA
Messenger RNA from Bombus impatiens (common eastern bumble bee), 2866 nucleotides. RefSeq names its product protein takeout (gene Jhbp2). NCBI's taxonomy places the organism in Eukaryota, Metazoa, Arthropoda, Insecta, Hymenoptera, Apidae. The transcript is spliced from 4 exons. The record is from RefSeq and is a predicted model, not a curated record. The coding region runs from base 471 to 1226 and encodes 251 amino acids.